AUGAAUCAUUCCACAUCCACAUUCAACUCUUUAUGGUCAUCCGUUCAGAGCAAACUUCCGAAAAACAUUUUUAACUUCACCAUCCGAUAUAUCAAUAACACCCUUCCAACACGAAAGAACCUAUCAAAAUGGGGACUAUCAUCAACAUCCGAUUGCUCUUUCUGCUCCUCACCUGAAACGCUGCUCCAUGUGAUUGCUGGAUGUAAGACAUAUUUAGACGAAGGCCGGUUUACAUGGCGACACGAGUCUGUUUUAAAUUUCCUCGCAUCCACUCUUACUGCUGUGAAAAAUUCCACACUUUACGCGGACAUUCCUGGUUUUAUGAAUCCAUCUGUUAUCACGGGAGAUCGUUUACGACCUGACCUUCUGCUGGUGACUGAAAACAGAUGUCUAUACAUCCUCGAGCUUACAGUCGGUUAUGAAUCCAAUCUGCUAGUUAACGCCAAUCGUAAGCGUCAAAAGUACCGUGAUCUAAUCAAUGAGCAGGAAGCAGAUUAUGAUAAAGUCAAGUUCGUCAAUUUAACCUUGAGUACCCUCGGAGUUUUUGGCCGAUCUUGUGAAAAUUUCGAUGGCAUGCUAAGUAGCCUUAAAUGUGAUGCCAAGUAUAGUAAAUACAUAAAAAAGCAAAUCGUGAACAUAUGCAUACGAACAUCAUAUUAUGUAUUUUGUAAACGAAACAAGGUGUGGGAUAACCCAAAAUUAAUGUUAAUAUAA
Paramuricea clavata is the source of this 714-nucleotide messenger RNA. The record is from the annotation of a GenBank genome assembly. Lineage: Eukaryota; Metazoa; Cnidaria; Anthozoa; Malacalcyonacea; Plexauridae.